This is a messenger RNA of Ochlerotatus camptorhynchus, 5820 nucleotides long. RefSeq names its product Darkener of apricot (gene Doa). Gene Ontology annotation, biological process: protein phosphorylation; regulation of RNA splicing. The record is from RefSeq and is a predicted model, not a curated record. Bases 1050 to 5279 code for a protein of 1409 amino acids. Gene Ontology annotation, molecular function: ATP binding; protein serine/threonine kinase activity. NCBI's taxonomy places the organism in Eukaryota, Metazoa, Arthropoda, Insecta, Diptera, Culicidae. Gene Ontology annotation, cellular component: nucleus. The transcript is spliced from 11 exons.
CUCCUAAACCGAUUUCAGAAAUUCAAACGAUACUCGGUCCAACUCGAUACUUCUUCAACCCUGGCAGUCGCAUUCUGUGCACGACCCUUACUGACCAUCCCUCAAUCGGUGGCAGCGUGAGAGAGGGUCGUCUGAUGCUCUUCCCAAUCAACACAUUAAUGUAGUAGGUAGCGCUCAACUUCGGUCGCUUUUCGUCGCUUUUCUCGGCUUUUCCGCCGUUCGUUCAUUUGCGUUUCAUUCUUUCCAACUUUUCGUGUCAUUGGUAUUUUUAGCAAACGUCUCUCGGCCCAACUAGCGACCGACCGUACUGAUCGACAAUCGACGACGGCCAUCCAUCGGUCGGUGUGUAUGUUUGUGUGAGUGUGUUGACCGCGCAGAAUGAAAACAACUACUUGUGAUUGCGCGGUCCAACAAGUAGUGAUUGUCGCCCGUCGUCGCCGUCGGCUGGUGAUUGAUUGAAUUCGGGUCCCGUUGUUUCAAAGGAUUCACGGAAAUCAAUUCACCCCGGAUCAAACCAUAACUCAAUGAAGCAGAAGAUGAUACUACAGUGAAGCAAGUGAAGAAGACAAAGAAGAAGAAACCGAAGUGAUCGCUCGGUGGUUUCGGUGGUUUUGUGAGUGUGAGUGUUGCCCGUUUCAAAAGAAAAAAAAGUCCUGUAUCCCUCUAUAAAACCACUGCUGUUUCGCUGUGAAUGAGUGAGUGAGUGAAGCGAAGAAUCCACCACGCAGAAGAAGACAAAGGCAAAGCAAGCAAAAGUUUCCGUUUCCGUUGAUCCGUCGUCCCCUUGCGCAGUAGUUCCCCGUGAGAUUUGAGGUCAAGAGCAGUUCUAUCUUAUUGAAGUGCAAAUAGUCGAAAGCGGAGAAGAGACCGAAGAGAACGAAGAAGCCGAGCUAUGUCCGCAACGGCCGCAGCCGUGAAGCUUCCAGCAGCGAAAGUGGUAGUACAUAGUCCCAUCCCAUUGCCCAUUGAUUGUUAACAUCACUGUGACGGACGUUCGGCUAAAAGUGUCCUUCUCUGUUGUCAACCGCAGCAACAGCAGCAGCAGAUCAAUGGAUCGUCGUCAGCGCUGGCCAAGGCGACCAGCGGCAGCGAAACGGCCAAAAAGUCGAUCAAGGUCGUCGACCCACCCGCAGCAGCGACUGCUUCAAAAUCCAACGGUACUUCCGGUCCAAUUCAUUGAGACUAAAGAUGAAGUUGACACUCGUGACGGCGAAACGAUGAACAGUGAAAGCUACUACGGUUCAAGUGUGAAAGGGCCUACGACGACGAUGGCGGCCUAUCACCAUCAACAACAACAACAACCACUGCAGCAGCAACUAGUGACUAGUGAAAGUAAUUAUCAGCAGCAACAGUUAUACCAGCAGCAGCAGCAGCAGCAGCCAAUGUUGACUAGUCCGCCGAUACCGCCGAUAAGGAACUUUGAAAAUGUCAUGAUCGCUGCUGCUAGUGGUGGCGGCAACCCCGACGAGGGGGGCCUAGUGUAUACGAAUCUACUCGGAGGAAGUCAUGUUAAUUACAACGGUACCUAUUACGGUGGCGUCGGCGUCGGUGAUGGUGGUGAGUUAAUUGAUUUAAGUGCAUCGCAGCAGUUGCAUCAGCAGCAGCUUCAGCAACAAUCGCAACAACCUGCAGCAGCCUCUCAGUAUCAUCAAUCAGCCGUGCAGCAGCAGCAGCACCAGCAGCAUAAUGAUAUGUAUAAUGCCGAUAUCGAUUUCAUGAACAAUUAUUUAAAAAGCUUACCCGACUACGCGGUGGUGGCUUGUCCGAGUUCCAGCGCGGUGGCGGCGGCGCUUGUGGUGGCUCCUCAAUCGACCUGCGUCGUCAGCAAUGCGACUGCCGUGGUUCCUCCGCACGUCAAGAGUGAAAACUACCGGCACCAUUACGUCAAUGACCCCUACUUGCAAUAUUACGACAGUGCAACGGCGAUGCAAGGCUACUACCCGAUCGCCAAGUCCAGUUCGUAUCACGCGUACACCUCGAUCCCGUCUGCCGUCUCCUCGUCCUCGUCCGGUGGCGGCGGGAGCAACACCACGGGAGGUCAUCCCACGUACUACCACCACCAUCCCCAUCAGCAACAACCGGUUCAUCACUUCCCGUCGCAACCGUUCCAGCAUGGCAGUCACCAUCACGGUCACAGUAAUCAACUCCCGCCGCAUCAACAGCACAAUCACCAUCACCACCACCACCACCAGCACCAGAAUCACCAUCAUCACCAUCAGCAGCAGGUUGAUAAAUUAUCUCGAAGCAACUCGCACUCCAUGCUACCGCGUGCUUCGAUCGAGAACAGGUACGUUAAGAACCGGGCCACGCCGAGCGACGGCAAGGGCUCCUCGACCGACGACGCUCCCAAGCAGUCUAGCAUGAGCAAGUUCUGGCAGGAAACCACCUCCAGCAAACCGUCCGGCGUGCUCAAGUUCGGCUGGAACUAUGACCGCAUCAUGGCCAAGACCAAGACGGACGUCCAGAAUAGCAUCAACGAGUACAAAAAGAACGUUACUAGUAUGCAUAACCUGUACGGUAGCCCGGACGGUCACAUCCCGGAAGCCAGCAAUCAUUUCAAGCUGCGGAAAAACUAUUCCUACUCGCACCUGGAUAAACACAUCCGGGAUCACUUGACGGAAGAGGAGUUCCAAAGGUUGGUCAGCGAGAGCGAAUCCAAACCGAACUUCUACAGCAAUCACUCGUGCAACUUUGUGAACCCGCUGUGCAAAAGCUUCUCCAGCGGUGCGAUGAGCUUCGGGCAGCCGUUCCUUCUUCCCCCAAGACCCCUCCCAUCCUCGUCCAGUCAAACCCCCACGAACCUUUCCAAGAGUUCCUCCAACAGCUCCAUCCUCCGAAGACCCUCGAUCACCCUCCCGGACGUAGCGGCCUUUAUCCCAUCCCUAAACCUGCCGAAAAGUUCCUCCUCGUCCUGUAUCUACACCAAAGCCUUGAACCAACCCAAUAGCAAAAAAUACAACCUCUUCACGCCCUACAAAGCCAUCGUGCCGGAAUCGCUGCCCCCGAACGACAUCAGUGCCACCAACAAAAUGAUCUCCAAGAACAACGCCCUGAUAAAGAAGAGCGCAUCGUUCAAUCCCUUCGGCAGUGGACACCCACCGCGCAAGGGAACCGGCGAAAGCUUCUUCGUCAAGCAACACAUCCCACCGGCCAACAAGGUCAUCGUCGACUAUCCGCCCUUUACGAAAAUCUCCUCCAUCCAAAUUCCCAUCAAUGGGCACCUGCCGCCGGCCUUCCCCAACGCUCCCCGCGAUCUAAACAACAACCAGCAAGACUCCUGCAUCAUCAACAUCGAAGACAACAUCGAACAGAGCAUAGCGGAUAUCUACAACGUUGCCGCCCCGAGCGGGGUGUUCAAAAGCUAUUCGCACUCCCGUCUCAAUCCGGACGCCAAGAACUUCACCCCCAGCCGGUCGCUGUGCGAACAACCCAGCUCUACCACCACCGCUCUAACCCGCUCCAACUCCAACAGUUGCAACGUUGCCAUCAGCCAAAGUGGCAAGAUCGAACCCAUUCCGGUGACUUCGGUCUUCAACUCCACCGUCCAGGUAACUCCGACGUACGUCCCGGCCAAGGGCAUCACUCUGUCCAAGUCCGCCACACAAAUCGCCUCCUACGGAGACGAACCGGACGACGAAGAUACGGUUGUGCCGGGUGCUUCGGACGUUGACGACGACGACGAUGAUGACGAUGAGUACGAUCUCAACUACCUGGACGAAGACGCAGAUGCGGACGCCGAGGCCGACGGAGAACACGAAGACGACGAACCGGAAGAAGGUCUCUACAGUCACUGUCUGGAUCAGUACUUCAUGCCAUCCACCUCAUCCAAGUCCGCUUCGACGCGGGCCGGAGAACCUUCCAGCAGCAGUACACCCCUGCAGCAUAAGCAGCCCUUCAAAAAAUCGUCCGAUGUUCCUCGGAUAUUCAAAGCCAGUGCGGACAUCUUCCUGGAAACGGACGGCGCUGCCGGGGUCGAUCCCAGCGGGACCGGUCUCGGAACGGAGCAGUACCUCCUGGACGAGGAAGUCUACGCGGCCGCUUUCCCCACGUCGGACUCGACGGAUUCCUGCUCGCCUGGUCCUAGUACGGUCACCACGACCACCAGCACCACCACCACCAGUACCGACGACACGGAGAAACAACCAUCCGUCAGGGAUGAUGCUGAUGGGCAUUUGAUUUACCACACUGGCGACAUUCUUCAUAACAGAUAUAAAAUCCUGGCCACCCUAGGCGAGGGUACCUUCGGCAGGGUGGUGAAAGUCAAGGAUAUGGAAAUGGACCACACCAUGGCACUUAAGGUGAUCAAGAACGUCGAAAAGUACCGGGAGGCAGCCAAGCUGGAGAUCAACGCACUGGAGAAGAUCGCCGAAAAGGAUCCAACUUUCCAACAUUUAUGUGUCAAAAUGCUGGACUGGUUCGACUACCAUGGCCACAUGUGCAUCGCGUUCGAAAUGCUGGGUCUCAGUGUUUUCGACUUUCUGAGAGAAAACAACUACGAACCCUACCCGAUGGAUAACGUGCGGCACAUGGCCUACCAGAUGUGCUAUGCGGUCAAAUUCUUGCACGAAAACAAACUCACCCACACCGAUCUGAAACCGGAGAAUAUUCUGUUUGUGGACUCGGAGUACACGACGACGUUCAACGGCAGAAAGAACCGUGAGGUGCGCCGCGUCAAGUGCACCGACAUCCGGCUGAUCGAUUUUGGCAGUGCCACGUUCGACCACGAGCACCACAGUACGAUCGUUUCGACCCGUCACUAUCGGGCGCCGGAAGUAAUCCUGGAGCUGGGCUGGUCGCAACCGUGCGACGUCUGGUCGAUAGGCUGUAUAAUGUUUGAACUGUAUCUGGGCAUUACGCUAUUUCAAACCCACGACAAUAGGGAACAUCUAGCUAUGAUGGAGCGUAUACUAGGUACAAUUCCAUAUCGGAUGGCCAGUGAGCCUUUCUCUUCUGUCGAAAACAGGAAAACCCGCACCAAAUACUUCCACCACGGUAAGCUCGAUUGGGACGAAAAGUCGUCCGCCGGACGGUACGUGCGCGAUCACUGCAAACCGCUGCACCGGUACGUGCUGGCGGAGACGCCCGAUCAUCUGCAGCUGUUCGACAUCAUCCGACGCAUGCUGGAGUACGACCCGGCCAACAGAAUCACACUAGGUGAAGCCCUGCGGCAUCCGUUCUUCGCGAAGCUCCCGCCGGCGCAGCGUCUGCACGAGAAAUGUAAUGAAAAUUCCGUCUCGGCCAGUAGUAGCCGGGAGCGUUCCCACAGUUUAUCGAGAUGAAAUUCAGAACGAUUUGAUUAUUAUUAAUUAAUAAUAUUGCACACAAACAAACAAACAAACACACAAACACAUACAGAUGAAGGUUGAAUAUAUUAAAAAAAAAAAAAACAAAAAGGAAAAGGGAAGAACACCCUUGCCAUUUUUUUUUCUCAAACAACAAACAUUCACACACAUACGCAAACAAACACACAAACAUAUGAUGCAGAUAGUGAGAAAAAGAAAGAGAAAGAGAGAUAGAGGGAGAGGAGCGGUGUCGCCGCCCCUAUUGCGUAUCAAGUUUCGAUGAAGUUCUAUUUCCUCUCCACCACAAAGAUGAUGGCUGCCGUCUCGAAGACACUCUAGUAGGAUAAUGCAACAAAUUUAGUAAGAUGCAAAAAAAUCAGGAGGACGCAAAGGGCAAACAGAUACGUUUUUAGGUAGUGUUUGUAACAUUUGUAACAAGUUCGUUUAUUUAGUAAUUAUUAUUUUUUUACUGCAGUGGGAACGUUCCACUGCAAAUACUAUAUAUCGAUUUAAUAUGUGAAGCGUAAGAGAAUAAAAA